Molecule: messenger RNA, 2114 nt
Organism: Gymnodraco acuticeps
Lineage: Eukaryota; Metazoa; Chordata; Actinopteri; Perciformes; Bathydraconidae
Product: SRSF protein kinase 3
Exons: 12
Coding region: 342-1574 (410 amino acids)
Biological process (GO): spliceosomal complex assembly; protein phosphorylation; regulation of mRNA processing
Molecular function (GO): ATP binding; protein kinase activity
Source: RefSeq, a predicted model, not a curated record
UGUAAGCCCCCUCUGAUCUCUGUUUUGUCUUUCCCAAAGGAAUACAGAUACAGUGAGGAAGACCGGGAGUGAAGGAUUUAAAUGUGAGAAACGGUUAGUUAAUUAAAAGGCUGCUGGGGAUUUCCAUGUUUAGACCGUGCUGACUACGGCUCCAGGCUCUGCAGAACCCCUGAUCCCCCCCCUUCUACUGUUUUUAAGUAGUCCAACCGUUUCUAUCGCUAUUGUUCUGUCUCUCUUCUUGCUUUGUGCAAAAAGUUUGAACUCUGCUUGCUUUGGAUAUCCACCACUUUUUUACUCAAGGUACCAGGUCAUUACUCAGCUAGCACCUGCUGAACUACACCAUGCAGAGAACUCCACGCUCCGAUAAUAUAGCAUCUGAGCAGAAUCAUACGUCAUCUCAUAAAUUGGAGGCCCUUGGAUGCCAUGAGCAGCUGGAUCCAAAGGACAGCCAGGACUCCGAGGACCCUGGAGAAUACUGCUAUGGUGGAUACCACCCUGUCCAUAUAGGUGACACAUUCAACAGACGAUACCAGGUGGUGUCUAAGUUAGGAUGGGGCUAUUUCUCCACCGUCUGGCUCUGUCAGGACCUCAGGCUGGGUCGGAGCGUUGCUGUGAAGGUCCUGAAGAGCGGAGCUGGUUUCACCCAGGCAGGACAGGAUGAACUGGCUCUCCUACGAUGCGCAACCGGUCCUACGAGCCGUCGUCCCUCUAGUCAAAGGAUCGUUCAGUUGCUCGAUGAGUUCAAGCUGGCCGGGGUCAACGGGGUCCACAUGUGUCUGGUGCUGGAGCUGUUGGGGCCCGACCUGAGGAGCUGGCAGCUCUGUUUUGGGAAUCCUGGACUGGCGCAGCGUUCUGUCAAACAAAUACUGACCCAGAUUCUGCAGGGCCUGGAACAUCUUCACACGCAGUGUAAAAUCAUCCACACAGACAUCAAGCCUGAGAACAUCCUGCUGUGUAUGGAGGAGCAGUCCCACAAAGCACCAACAGGGGAGAGCAGCUCCUCCUCUGUGCUCAAUGGGAAAGAGGCCAAGUCCACAGAGAAAGGGCAGAUUAACUCCUACAGUUUAAAGGACUUUACAGUGAAGAUUGCAGACCUAGGAAGCUCCUGCUGGGUGUACAAACAUUUCUGUGAGGAGAUUCAGACCCGUCAGUACCGCUCACUGGAGGUUUUACUGGGAUCUGAGUACGGCCCGUCCGCUGACAUCUGGAGUGUUGCCUGCAUGGCCUUUGAGUUGGUCACUGGAGAUUCCCUGUUUGAGCCCAAAGCUGGCGAGUCCAUUUCUCUGGAGGAAGACCAUAUAGCCCAGAUCAUGGAGCUGCUUGGUCAAAUUCCGCCAGUUGUUGCCUUGUCGGGUAAAUACUCUGCAGAGUACUUCAGCCCCAGAGGUAAUCUUCGUCGUGUGGGCCCACUGAAGCUCUGGAGACUCUACGACGUUCUGGUGGAGAAAUACAACUUCCUGUUGGAGGAUGCCGCUGGUUUUUCAAACUUCCUUCUUCGCAUGUUGGACUUCCAUCCAGAGAGGAGGGCCACCGCUGCACAGUGUCUCCAACACCCUUGGCUGACAUCCUGUUAGCAGUCCUCACAGCGAGAUUCUGGCAGCAGAACCAUUUUGAAGCAACAAGUCCUCCAACUCAUACGACCAAAUAGGUCGAUUGUUCAAGCCCUUAUUACGACCAAAUAGGUUGAUUGUUCAAGCGCUUAUUACGACCUAUAAUCACGUUUUAAAGUUUUCGACCUCUAGUGCUCCUGUUGACUGCAAACGCUCUGGUGGGUCGUAUAUUCACAAAUAACCCUCUCUGGAAAAUCCUAAAUUGUAGGAUAGUUUGGCCAUUAAAACGCUUAGAUUUCUAGCGAGAAGUGUAUAUUGUACUUUCAGAAUCCACGUCCAGUGGAUGUGUAGGAUCUAUAGUUUGAUAGAUAUUACGAAGAUGAUUUGAGGUCUCGCCAGGAUAACGUGUAUAUGCGGUAGCUUCCAUAUAAAGUUAGCGUCAACACUCACGGGGUGAAAACAGUAUUCCCGGUCUCGAAGUUUUCAUAAUAAAACCAAUGAUCAAAUGAUUUAACAGUGAUAUCUGCAGUACUCAUCCACUAAAAAACAUCAGUUUAUCCUUUA